AGAUGGGGACUAUUACUGCUGGAUUCCAUCUUUUAUUUCUCAUUCCCACAAUUGCAUUGCAUGCCCGUGCCUCAUCCCAGGAAGCGCAUCUCACAAAAUUCCUCUCGUCUAAAAGAACCAGAAGCAACAUCAGCAACAGAAUUGGUGAUCCUACCAGUUUCCCUGGCGGACCAUUUCUCGGAAUCGACAGCAGCCCCCGAACAGAUGGGUACCCGGGCUCCGACCACAUCACUCUCAAGGCGGCCGACAAGAUCUCGGCGCUGCCAGGGCAGCCGGAGGGCGUCGACUUCGACCAGUACGGCGGGUACGUGACUGUCGACGGCCAUAAUGGCCGCGCACUCUUCUACUACUUCGUGGAAUCUCCCGGCAACCCGGCGGUGAAGCCACUCCUCCUGUGGCUCAACGGAGGGCCUGGGUGCUCGUCGCUGGGCUUCGGAGCGAUGCGAGAAUUGGGCCCUUUUCGAGUGAACAGAGACAACCAAACCCUCACUAGGAACAACCAUGCCUGGAACAAUGUGGCAAACGUCAUCUUUCUGGAAUCACCCGCCGGCGUGGGGUUCUCCUACUCCAACACGUCUUCUGAUUACGACAGGAUGGGGGAUCCACUGACAGCCCAGGACACCUACGCCUUCCUCGUCAACUGGCUUGACAGGUUCCCCGAGUACAAGGCACGCGCCCUCUACAUCGCCGGCGAGAGCUACGCCGGCCACUAUGUGCCCCAGCUCGCCGCCACCAUCUUAGCCCACAACAACGACACGGUUGUCAUACUAAAUCUCAAGGGCAUCUUGGUCGGAAACCCGCUUCUGGACGACGCGAAGGAGGAGAGAGGGCACCACGAGUACCUAUGGAACCACGGGGUGAUCUCCGACGAGGUAUGGGCCGAAAUCGCCGGCCACUGCAACUUCAGCGACGACUCCGCCUAUGGUGAUGAUAGGUGCUACAAAGCUAUUACUAAAUCCCAGUAUGAGAGUGAGGACCUCGACAUCUACAACAUAUGCGCCCCCACCUGCAUCACUGACAACAACGGCUCCUACUACUCCAGCAGCCAAUUACCUGGGUACGAUCCGUGCGGCGAAGUGCCUACCAUGGCCUACCUGAACCUUCCUGCGGUGCAGAGGGCUCUCCAUGCUAGAGAAACCAAAUGGAGUGACUGCAAAAUCUUUGUGGAUUUCAAGGACUCGCCGGAUAGCAUGGUGCCAACCUUGAAAUGGCUAAUCGGCCAUGGCUUGCCAGUGUGGGUCUUCAGUGGGGACUUGGACUCAAGGUGCCCGAUCACCAGCACGAGGCACGCCAUCCGCGACCUCAACCUCUACGUCACCGAGCCAUGGCGUCCAUGGACGGUCAGCCAUGAGGUAGGGGGCUAUGUUCAACAGUACAAGGGAGGGUUCACGUUCGCUACCGUGAGAGGAGCAGGGCACACGGUCCCGACCUUCCUCCCGCCUUACGAGAAGUUUACUGCUGCUGCUGCAUUGCACCUUUUGCUUUUUAAUCCCACUUUGGGAUUGCACGCCCGUGCAUCUCAGGAGGCCCAUCUAACCAAAUUCCUUUUAUCUAGAAGAACAGACACCACCACCACCACCACCACCACUAAUGAUCCUACUUUAUAUGACAAGUCGGUUCUCGGCAGCCUCCGAACAGAUGAGUACCCCGCCUCCGACCACGGUGCUCUGAAGGUGGCCGACAAGAUCCCGGCGCUGCCGGGGCAGCCUGAGGGUGUCGACUUCGACCAGUACGGUGGGUACGUGGCCGUCGACAGCCACAAUGGCCGUGCUCUCUUCUACUACUUCGUUGAAGCGCCCGGCGAUGCGACGGCGAAACCACUCCUCCUCUGGCUCAACGGAGGGCCUGGAUGCUCAUCGCUCGACCAUGGAGCGAUGCGAGAGUUGGGCCCUUUCCGUGCAGACAGGGACGGCAAAACCCUCACGAGGAACAAGUAUGCCUGGAACAACGUGGCCAACGUCAUCUUCCUGGAAUCACCCGCCGGCGUAGGAUUCUCCUACUCAAACACGUCUUCCGACUACGACGGGAUGGGGGAUCCAAUGGCUGCCCAGGACGCCUACGUCUUCCUCGUCAGCUGGCUCAACAGGUUCCCCGAGUACAAGGCACGCCCCUUGUACAUCACUGGGGAAAGCUACGCCGGUCACUACAUCCCCCAACUCGCCGCCACCAUCUUAGCACACAACAGCAGCAGCAACACCAUUAACCUCAAGGGCAUCAUGGUUGGGAACCCUUACCUCGACAGGAUGAAAAACCUCAUAGGGCACUACGAGUACCUGUGGAGCCACGGUGCCAUCUCCGACGAGGUAUGGGCCGACAUUGCUGGCGGCUGCAGCAUCAACGACUCCUCCAUCAGCGCGAGGUGCUACCACGCUAUUACCGAAUGUCAGGACGGUAUCCUGGAUCACGAUAACAUAUACGCUCCCACAUGCAUCAUCGACACCAACGGCUCCUACUAUUCCAGCACCUACUUGCCCGGGUAUGAUCCAUGCAGCUAUCUGCCUACCAAGGCCUACCUCAAUAGUCCUCAAGUUCAGAAGGCUCUCCAUGCCAGAGAAACCAAAUGGCUCGAUUGCAGAUCCUUUGAGGACUUCAAGGACUCACCGGACACCAUGGUGCCAACCUUGAAACGGCUAAUCGACCACGGCCUGCCCAUAUGGCUCUUCAGUGGGGAUUUCGACUCCGUUUGCCCCUUCACCGGCACCAAGUACACGAUCCACGACCUCAACCUCUCCGUCACCGAGCCGUGGCGUCCAUGGACGGCCGGGCACGAGGUAGGGGGCUAUGUCCAGCGGUACGCCGGAGGGUUCACCUUCGCCACCGUGAGAGGAGCCGGGCACAUGGUCCCGGCCUUCCAACCCGAGAGAGCGAUGAUACUGCUCCAGUCCUUUGUCACAGGGAUCGUCCUCCCUCCAUUCAAUAAGGAGUACUAG
Messenger RNA from Triticum dicoccoides, 2930 nucleotides. RefSeq lists its product as uncharacterized. Gene Ontology annotation, cellular component: vacuole. The record is from RefSeq and is a predicted model, not a curated record. Gene Ontology annotation, biological process: proteolysis. The transcript has 12 exons. Bases 3 to 2930 code for a protein of 975 amino acids. Gene Ontology annotation, molecular function: serine-type carboxypeptidase activity. Lineage: Eukaryota; Viridiplantae; Streptophyta; Magnoliopsida; Poales; Poaceae.